Molecule: messenger RNA, 1571 nt
Organism: Euleptes europaea (tarantolino)
Lineage: Eukaryota; Metazoa; Chordata; Lepidosauria; Squamata; Sphaerodactylidae
Gene: ATG4C
Product: autophagy related 4C cysteine peptidase
Exons: 10
Coding region: 53-1432 (459 amino acids)
Molecular function (GO): protein-phosphatidylethanolamide deconjugating activity
Source: RefSeq, a predicted model, not a curated record
CGGCAAUUAGUGUCUUUCAAGACCGUGAUGGCUGUUCCUCUUGGAUGUGAAUAUGGAGGCCACAGGGACAGAUGAAGUAGAGAAAAUAAAAUCAAAAUUUAUGUCUGCAUGGCACAAUAUGAAAUACAGCUGGGUGUUGAAAACAAAAACUUACUUUAGCAGAAAUUCUCCUGUCUUUUUGCUGGGAAAAUGUUACCACUUCAAGACUGAUGAGCCAAGUGAACUAUCUCCAAAUGGAUCAAGUUAUGAUAUUAAUGAUGAAGUAAUAUCUAGAAAUGUUGAGGAGUUCCGCAAAGACUUUAUUUCUAGAAUAUGGCUGACAUACAGAGAAGAAUUUCCUCAGAUCAAGGGCUCAGCGCUAACAACAGACUGUGGCUGGGGUUGUACCCUCAGGACUGGCCAGAUGCUUCUAGCACAAGGACUUAUUAUUCACUUUCUUGGCAGAGACUGGACCUGGCCAGAUGCAUUGGCCAUUGAAAACUUAGAUUCUGAAUCAUGGACCAGCAAUACAGUAAAAAAGCUUACUUCAUCACUUGAAGCAUCAUUUACAAGGGAGAGAGAAUGCAAGAACCAGUCAAUACCUCACAAAAAAGUUCCAAAAGAGGUUUGGGGGCACAGAGAAAUGACAGAUGAACACUGCCACCGAAAAAUAAUCUCUUGGUUUGGUGAUUUCGCACUUGCAAAUUUUGGCUUGCAUCGGCUGAUAGAAUAUGGAAACAAAUCUGGAAAAACAGCAGGAGAUUGGUACGGGCCAGCUGUUGUAGCUCAUCUUUUAAGAAAAGCUGUUGAAGACUCAAGAGACCCUGAGUUACAAGGAAUUACAGUGUAUGUUGCUCAAGACUGCACAGUUUACAAGUCUGAUGUUAUUGAGAAACAGUGCUGUUUUGUGGAUCCUCAAAAAACGGAUACCAAAGCUGUAAUUAUAUUAAUUCCUGUGAGACUUGGUGGCGAAAGAACCAACAUGGAAUAUCUAGAGUUUGUGAAGGGAAUUUUGAGUCUUGAGUACUGCAUCGGUAUUAUUGGCGGCAAACCUAAGCAGUCAUACUACUUUGCCGGAUUUCAAGAUGACAGUUUGAUUUACAUGGAUCCUCAUUACUGCCAGUCUUUUGUAGAUGUCAGCGUAAAGGAUUUCCCCCUUGAGUCAUUUCACUGUCCUUCGCCCAAAAAGAUGUCUUUUAAGAAAAUGGAUCCUAGCUGCACAAUAGGGUUAUAUUGUCAAAAUGUGCAAGACUUUGAGAGGGCUUCUGAAGAAAUAACGAAGAUUCUGAAAUCCUCUUCUAAGGAGAAAUAUCCCUUGUUUACCUUUGUAAAUGGACAUUCUAGAGACUAUGAUUUCGUGAUGAGUCCAGUCCGGGAAGAGAGAACCUUUUUCUCUGAGGAGGAAAAUAAAAAACUGAAACGUUUUAGUGCUGAAGAUUUUGUCUUGCUGUGAGAACAUUUUACACUAGAGUAUUGGCAGCUUUCCAGGAGAACAUUGACCCUUUGGACAAACAUGGACAAACAGCACUGAACAUGGUAUAUAUAUUUUUUUGAAGUUUUAAAGUUUGUUAUGUAGCUGUAGUCUUGAAGAG